AAUGAUAAAUAUGACGGACUUGAACGUAACGUAAUGAACGAUUACGGUAAUUGAUAUAUAUGGAGCUAUCUCAGCCGAUCAACUUAUCACGAAAUGACUGGAAAUGAUACUGGCUGUCUUGGUCUAAGUUGGAUCAAAUUAUAAAGCGUAUGCGUCACCACAAAAGAUGUGCGAGUAAGGAGAUUGCGCCCCUUUAAUUUUGUGAAGGACAAUAAACACCACCAUAAAGAUGAUUAAAUUAGAAAUGCCUUCAUUUAAAGAAAUAUUAAAAGAUACUGGAGGAAACGAACAACUUCUAGAAGAGCUACUGAUUAAACUUCGACUAUGGUUGAAGCAGCAAAUUCAUCUUCCUGAAGAUAUCUCUGAAAAACGAUUAAAGUUCUACAUUUACAGUGCAAAAUUUAAUUUAGAAAAAGUUAAGAAACGCUUGGAUUUGCAUUAUACUCUUCGUAAUCUAAUUCCGGAGGUUUUCACAACUCGUGACCCAUUGGCCGACUGUGUGCUUAAAGUAAAUACAUAUAUACAAUUUGUAACCCUACCAAUAUUAACACCAGAAAAUUAUAGAAUAACUAUAAUGCGGUGGUUACAUUCCGACAGUUCUGCAUUUGAUCUAUAUGAUCUUACGAAAUAUUCCUCCAUGAUAAUGGAGACACGUAUAGAAGAAGAUAUUGUUAAUUCCGAUGUUAUAAUUUUCGAUUGUACCAAUUUCACUUUCGGUCAUGUAUUGAAGUAUACACCAGUUGCAGUAAAAAAACUCGACAUUCUUUUGGAAUCAUACGGUUCAAGAAUGAAAGCAAUAUAUGUGAUAAAUACACCAAGUUUUUUUGAUGUCUUAUUGACAGUAGUUAAAUCAGUAAUGAAGGCAAAACUUAUUAACCGAAUACAUCUUUAUACAUCCGGAAUAGAAUCAAUAUAUGGGAUUAUACCAAGAUCUCUUUUACCAGUAGAAUAUGGUGGUGAACAACCUUCACUGACUAUUUUAUCAGGUACAAUAUUCUUUACUUCUUUAAAAAUAUAUUAUAUGUGGAAAGCAAAAUUGAUAGAACGAAGAGAAUGGUUCCUGAAGGAAGAAAAAGUUAAAGUUAACGAAUCUCUCCGAUCAAAUUCUGUAAUAAACCCGGACGAUCUAUUCGGAGUUUCUGGAACAUUUCGAAAAUUAGACAUUGAUUAA
Messenger RNA from Camponotus floridanus (Florida carpenter ant), 1171 nucleotides. RefSeq names its product alpha-tocopherol transfer protein-like. The transcript is spliced from 8 exons. Gene Ontology annotation, molecular function: phosphatidylinositol bisphosphate binding. Bases 230 to 1171 code for a protein of 313 amino acids. Lineage: Eukaryota; Metazoa; Arthropoda; Insecta; Hymenoptera; Formicidae. Gene Ontology annotation, cellular component: membrane. The record is from RefSeq and is a predicted model, not a curated record.